Porites lobata is the source of this 927-nucleotide messenger RNA. The record is from the annotation of a GenBank genome assembly. NCBI's taxonomy places the organism in Eukaryota, Metazoa, Cnidaria, Anthozoa, Scleractinia, Poritidae.
AUGGCUGAACAGUACUGCCCACGGUUGCUUGAUUCCUUGGUUCAUCUUGUUCAUCACAGAAGAUCUUCCCUCCUUGCUUUUUCUGUUUUAAACUUUGUAUUUUCUGUCGUGGCGACUCUUGAAAACCUUUUAGUAAUUCGCGCCUUAAUGAAGGCCUCAACGACACCAGCUACUGUGAAAAAGCUGUUCCUAAGUCUGGCUUUCUCUGAUCUUGCAGUUGGACUGUGUUCGCAGCUUAUCAUCGCUAUUAUCAUCGCCUCGAUAUUGAAGAUGGCAUCAAGUGGAAACAACACAGCCUUCUUUUGUCCAACAGUUUUGGGUGUGCAAAUUUACUUUGCCCAUCUUCUUGCCACUGCAUCUUUUCUGAAUGUUAUUGUCUUCGCAUUUGAUAGACUUCUCGCUGUUUCGCAUCAUCUGCGAUAUCAGGAGCUUAUUACACCCAAGCGUGUUAAUAUAGCAUUGGUGUCUUUGUGGUUCAUAAGUUGUAUCGCCGCCUUCAUAUUCGUUUUCCUUUCGACAAGCAAUGAAAUAGUAACCGCAGUUAUUUUUAUGACAGGGUAUGUUUUGACCACCGUAGCAUAUGUUCGUAUUUACAAAGUCGUCAAAUAUCAUCAGAAUCAGAUAUACAGCCAAAAUCAGCUUCAAAAUGCCCAAACAAGGGAGGUACUCCGACAAAAGAAGUCCGCCUAUAAUGCUAUAUUUGUCUAUCUUGUUUUUCUAGCUUGUUAUCUUCCUUUUGUGCCUUCAACAAUACUGUAUAUGACAAAUGGAAUUUCGUUUUUCGUAGCUCAUUUCGCAUCGAUAUUCUUGAUCUUCCUCAAUUCAUCAUUAAAUCCUCUUGUUUAUUGCUGGCGGUACCGACAAAUUCGCCAAAGUGUAAAAAGCACAGUGAAGAAAUUAUUUCACAUGAACGAGAACGUGACAUGA